CACCUGUGAAGUGAUUGCCAAUGUUAGAAAAUUACUCGACAUCCUCAUCAUCAUCGACACUUACCUGCGCGUUGCCAUCCAUCCAUUGUCCGCCUACCCGACGACAGAACACACUUUUGAACCCGUAUACGAGCAGACGCCGUCUCCCAGAAAAACUUUACUUAUUAAUUCAAACACAUAACCACCAUCACGAUGAUGUUCCGCGCUACAGCUCUGCGCAGCGCCGCUGCCUCCGUUGCCCGUGCCGGCGCCGUCCGUCCUGUCGUCUCUUCUUCCGCCGUCGCCAGAUUAGCUACUCGCCGUGCCGCUCCCACCGCUUGGGUUCCCAGGACUGCUGCUCCGUGGACUGCCGUCCGCUGCUACGCCGCUGCUGGUGGCCUUGACAAGCCCCAGGUCGAGGGCAGGAUUAUCUCUUUGCUGCAGAAGUUUGACAAGGUCAACGACCCUUCCAAGAUCCAGCCAUCAUCGCAUUUCGCCAACGAUCUUGGCCUGGACAGCUUGGACACCGUUGAGGUUGUCAUGGCGAUCGAGGAGGAGUUCAGCAUUGAGAUCCCCGACAAGGAUGCCGACCAGAUUCACAGUGUCGACAAGGCUGUUGAGUACAUACUCAGCCAGCCCGAUGCCAACUAAACCAUUACCGCUUACGCAAACCUCUGUUACAUCUCCAACUCUGUACAAUAGAUGAAAGCAAUAUACAGGCACUAUCGGUGUUGAUUGAACUUCGUCGAUAAUUUUCAGCUCAAAACGAUAACAUAUUGUCGGCCUUGAUGGAUGGACGCAUGAGCUUCAUGCUCGGAAAAACUGUGUUCUUCGCGUUAUCAUGCACUUUAUCUUGAUCGAAUAACUUUGGCGCGCUAAAACGCGCUACGCUGUACGACUGGAAGGCAUGCCCGGAAUUCACAGGCACUCUACAUCCUGUCUAAUCUCUACUCCACUGUUGUAAGGUAUCCAGCGUUAUUGUAGGCUACGCCUUACGCAUGCCCAAUAGUCUCAGAAGCUCUGAAUUGUUUGUUACUCCUAUGUCCGGUCAACAUAUCAGCAAGUCAUACAGACGUGCUGCGCUGUUUAAUCAUUGUACAUGAUGAUCACUAUUGUCCUGAA
Messenger RNA from Pyricularia oryzae 70-15, 1101 nucleotides. Its product is annotated as acyl carrier protein. Gene Ontology annotation, biological process: fatty acid biosynthetic process. Lineage: Eukaryota; Fungi; Ascomycota; Sordariomycetes; Magnaporthales; Pyriculariaceae. The transcript is spliced from 4 exons. Gene Ontology annotation, molecular function: acyl binding; acyl carrier activity. The record is from RefSeq and is a predicted model, not a curated record. Gene Ontology annotation, cellular component: mitochondrion. Bases 193 to 630 code for a protein of 145 amino acids.